UAUAGUUGUUUGAAAAGCUCUGAAACAAGCACGUAACAAAAACUAAGGCCCCUUUGUGGAUUGUGAUUGUAUUGAUUAUGAAUUUUCACAAAGGUUAUAAACAUUUAAUUGCUGGCUUAUGAGAAACCAACUUGUAAUCAUUCAUAAACUGAAACAAAAUAGUUAGGCAGAUGAAAAGUAAAAACACACUAGACAAUCACAUUUAUAUUUUGCAAUAGAUUAUUAUCUUUUACAGAAAAAUUCAACAAAAGCACUGUUACAAACCACCACCUCACUCAUUAUUUUGGGCUGCGUAGUAAUACAAGAGUCAAGAGGAGUUUAUCGGUGUGUCUGUGGAUUGUGGAAGGCAGAGGCGGAGGUGUUCUACUAUAGUUUUUGGUUAAUGAUCUUCUGUCGACUAUCAGAGAAAAAUAACUUCAUUGUUGUAACAGAACGUUUCUGUGUACUUUAAAUAAGCGUCUUAAAAGUGUUUAAAGUAUAAUGGAGUGUCCGCAUUUAACUGAAAAUAUAAAAAUCGUGUCCCCAGUCCAAACAGCAACAAAGGAUGUAGUUUGCGCAGUCUGUUCCUCGAAUCAGAGUCCAUGGAUGUGCCUUUAUUGUGGCAGUGUGCAUUGUGGCCGGUACGUCAACGCUCACUCACUUGAACAUUCCAACCAGAGUGGACAUCUCAUCUGUAUCGAGUGUAGUUCAUUGGCUGUGUUCUGUUAUGGUUGUGAUGAGUUUGUCGUCAAUGAUACUGCUAAUGAGUGCCUGGCACAGCUACGGCAGAUGAUCAAGGAAGCAGUGUCGGAGAGUUCUCCCUCUCAGGAAAAUAGACGCAACUUACGACCACGCUCUAGGAAAAGGUGUCAUUCUGCUGACAGCAGCACUGGAAGUACUGAAAACGAUAAGACUUAUCCGCAGAAACGACACACUGCCAAUAGUACAUACCUCAAAAACGUGAAACGUGAGAAAAAAGUCGUUGGUCUGCGGAAUCUAGGAAAUACAUGUUUCAUGAAUGCUGUUCUUCAAUCUUUAAGCAACAUAGAGGAGUUCUGCCUGUACUUCAAGCAGUUGCCGUCUCUUGAGAGCGUCAAAGGAGUUGGCCGCAGUAAGGUGUAUCAGUCCCGCAGUUUCCGGGAACUCAACGACGCACUGAUGGCAGAAGAGCUGCGGAAGAUCAUCAUUAACCUGACUGACAAUGGGGCGACCAAGUCGGCCAUAUCUCCCGAAUCCUUGUUCCUUGUCAUUUGGAAAGUAGUUCCUAGGUUCAGGGGGUACCAGCAGCAAGACGCCCAUGAGUUUCUGCGCUACAUGCUGGACCGGUUGCACACUGAAUUGUUACAUCUGCUGCCGGAGUCCCCGUACCUACUGGGGCAUAAAGGGCGGUCGUCAAUCGUCACCAGUGUCUUUGGCGGUACACUGCAGAGUGAGGUGAGAUGUCUCAAUUGCAGUAUAGAAUCCAAGAAACACGACCCUUUCCUAGAUCUCUCACUAGACAUCCCUGAUAAGUGUUAUCAGAAGAAGAACAGGGAAUCCAAUGAGGAUCCAGUGCCUCCAUGCAACAUUCUAGACUGCCUGACGAGUUUUAUUCAAGUGGAAGAGUUGGCUGAGACUGAGCUGUACUACUGCAACAACUGUAAGAGCAAACAACGCUCCACCAAACGCUUUUGGAUUCGCAGACUGCCUAAUGUUUUGUGCCUCCAUCUCAAACGUUUCCGGUGGAACAACUUCUUCCGCACGAAAGUGGACAUCAACAUUCAGUUCCCCGUGACGGCACUGGACAUGUCUCAGUACGUUCUCAGCGACCUGCCGGACACACGACUGAGCGGCUCCAACCUGUAUGACCUGGCCGCGGUCAUCGUACAUCAUGGCACUGGGGCGGGAUCGGGACACUACACAGCGUUUGCUAUAAAUGACGGACAAUGGUUUCACUUCAACGACAGUUCCGUACGUCAGACUCAACUAGAUGUUGUGGCCAAGUGCAAGCCUUACAUCCUCUUCUACAUCAAACGAGAGUUUAGUGUGCACUCGUGAAACAACGCCUUCACCAAACGUUCUCUCUCCUUCCUCAGAAGAUAAAUGUUUCUACAGUGUCGGGUCUGACCCUGUGCUGGUACGAUUGAAAGCUAAACUCGGCUUUCUGUGAUAUUUUAAAUUUCAAUUAAUCAGCACCCCGAAAUAUCUCUUGUCUGCUAGUCUAAAAUCUUAUCUUGAUGUGCAAGAUAUGGUGAUAUACAUAUAAAUAUAUAUUAUUUAGCAUUUAUUGUGUUCGAGUUGUUUUUAUUUUUCGGUUGCAAACUGUAAAACGGACGGACGAAUAGAUAAAUCUAUUUUUGUAACGCGGAUCCAAGCCGAAUUAUAGCUUUCCCGUGGGUUCUUUAUUAGCUCCGUAAAUUAGCUCAAGUAGGUUACUAAGUGGGUACGAAUCGAGCCUUAUUGUAUACAUUAGCACGGAUUUAAUUUUGUGUGUGCAUUGUAUUUAAAACUGUGCUGUCUGGGAAACAAAUUGAAUUAGACUGAGAGUGUGCAAUGUAGACUUUGUUUCUUGGUUACUUAAAAAUAUGUGUACUCGUAAAUUUAAAGAUAAUCUGUAAAGAAAAGACCAAUAUCAGUUUUAAAUCUUAAUAAUGUAAAAUAUAAGCCACAGAGAUAUUUUAUACUCUGAAUAUAUACAUUUUGAAGUAAAACAAUUUGAGUAAAGGCUUAGGCAAUUUUAAAAUGUUAAUUUCACUUAAGUGUAUUUUCCUUAUCAAAUGUAUAAAUUCACCAAAAUUACUAUUUGACAAGAUACACAUGUGUUAACUGCCUAUUACAUAUUUACGUGGUAUGUAUAUUGUUGUUGACAUAGCUACUUUAUAGUUCAUAUCAACUGUCUAACUACAAUAUCACUAACUAAGGAUUUAUUUUAUUUUAAUUAGUACAAAUUUUACUUUUACAGUAAUUCAGACCGAAGUAGAAUACAAGUCCUUAAAAUUGAAUUAAAUACUAGUGUCUAAAUGAUUAGUAAAAAAAAAGGAAUGGGCAGAUUAAGCAUCUCGAAUUGAAAGAUGGUGAUAAAACUUUAUUUAUUAUUUCAUACAAACCCAUACUUGAUUUUAAAAUUUGUUUGGUUAGAUGUUAAAUCGAAUUUACUUAUCAUAAAUUAUGUUUUAAACAUUAUUUAAUCGAAUUAUAUUUAUUUAAUACUUUUUCUUAAAAUGCCAACAGUACAAACGUUAGUAAUAUAUUUAAUUGGAUUUCUCAAAGUUAGAUUAAAACAAACUAUGAUUUUAUUAUUAUUUUUUUUUCUUUGAUGUGGUUUUAUUUGAUGACUAAUUAUUUAACUUUAAUUACAUUGAAUCUUCCUAUUUUUUGUAUACCUUUUUUAAAUAUGUAAAAUAAACUAUUCUUAGUUUGAAAAUUAAGUUUUAACGAAACUGAGAAACAAAGCUUUGUACCCAAUCAAACUACCAACCUUAAAAUCCUUAAAAUUUCUUUGCUAUAAUAGAUAUCUCGUUUACGUAAAUAUUAAGAUGUCCUAGUGGAUGCAUCUCUAAAUGCAUCAAAUAAAGUAACAAAAUUGUAAUAAAUAUUAAAUCCUACAGUGCACACUUAAUAUAUUCUUCAUCUGUUCUUUAUUUAUAUUGAUAUUUUUCACUCUCUUUUAUUUCUAAAACAGUAUUGUUCUCUGAAUUUGUUUAUUUCUACAGCUUUUGGAAAUGUUGUAACAAGUUGGUGAAGUUAUGUACCUGUAAUAAAGAACAAGUGUAUGAAGUGCGCUUCUAUGUCAGUAUUUUCGCUUAUACUCAGAAUGCAUUAUGCAGAGUUGAUGUGUUAUUGUAGUUGUUUCAUUUUUGUGUUCCGACUUUGUGUUGUUGUUAAGACAUGACUGUUAAAUUAAUGGAUUUUUUUAUAAAUAUUUUGUCAAAUAAAUAUUAUAGUUAUUUUAUUUUUUUACUUCUUAAGUAAUUCUAUUCAAUAAAAAGGGAAAUCAAGUUUGUGACAUGCUUUUUCAUAGUUGAUUUAUUUAACUUAUUUGUAUUUUGUAGAAUGUAUGUUGUUAAGUUUUAGGAAAAAAGAUUUGUGUUCGAGGUGUUUUUUGGCAAAGUAAAUAAUAAUUAUACGUUCAUAAAAUACUAAGUAUUAAUAGUUACUUAAUAGGGAGUAAUGUUUGAGUUAGUGUAGAAGAAAUGGAUACAUUCGUUUAAGGUUCUAGAGAUAACAGAAAUAUGGAUGGUACAAUACACUACAGCUUUGGAAUAGCUACGCAUAUAUUCAUGGUCAUCUCUUGUCGGUAUUCCCAUUAUGGUGGAAUAAACUUUGAUGUACAAAUAUUUGUAUUUUCAGUCAGAGAUCGUUCUUGUAGUAUUUUUUUUUUUAUUAUUAUAAAUGUAAGGCGGAUAUAAUUGGUUGAAAAACACAACACUGUUUUAGUUUUAUUCUAAAUAAAAAGGUUUGUAGGUAUAUUAAAAAUUUAAACUAUUAAUAUAUUUAUUUUGUAUGGAAGCUGGGGAUAAAAAUAUCCCUGUAUUGUUAUUUUAAGAGCAGAGUUCUUAAAAACAUAAUAUUGUGAGAUAUUCCACAUAAAGUAAAAAAUAUGAGAUUAAUAUGAGAAAUAUAUUUAUAUUAGACUGUUUCAUUUAUUUUUAUCACAAUUCAAAAAUUUUACAUCUUGACUUUUUAAUUGAAAUCUAAAUUAUCUUAUUACUCUUGUUUUAUUUCUCCUCUUUUGUUUAUGAGCCACUUUAUUUUAGAAGCAUAAUAAAGUUGGGAUGCCUAAAGAUGUCUUCUAAGAUAAAUUUAAAUUGUGUUAUUAUCAGGGUCUUUAUUAUUGGGGAUCUGUAUUAUAGCAUUUCUCUGAGGCACUAAAGAUGGAAAUCACAGAGCAAUAAAUCAGACUAUCGGGAGAAUGCUCAAGAGUGGUCCAUAGAGGCAUUCUAUUUGUGGAGAACUUCAGUAUUUGGUUGAGCGCUACUGUGGGAAGGGAUGAAAUAAAAAAUUGAUUUUAGUGAGUCUUGGAACAAUAAGUAGCCCUUAACUCACUAAAAGCACUCACAGCAUUAAGCAGCAUUUAUUGUGCAAAUAUUAUUACACUGUUUGCAAACUUUUAUUUUGGAAAUUGGCAAACAGCAAUUACCAUCAAGGGAAUCACAAAUUUCACAAAAUCUUCUCAUUGAUGGUGGUUUGAGGUUAGCAAACUUCCUUGUUUUUAAACUCUUCAUUCCUUGAAUUCCUUCUGGCAAAACAUGACCACUCAGUUGGUUUUAUUUCUUUACGUGCGAGAAAAUUAGUGAUCUGUGCACAAUGAAAAGAACUUGUUCCAAUAUUAUGAGCACUAUGAUGAAACUUUACUAAUCUGUAAAAUAAUUAGCAUGCUUCGUUCGAGACAUUUUAAACCAGUGCAGAUGUUUCUUCCCUUAAAUCUUUAUUACUCAGAAACAAGUUCCAAUUUUUUAAGCAAAUCUAAACCAAGAAAUUUAGCCGGACUGAUUCAGAACGUAACUGAAGUUUCUAUGUCUUAAAUAUAACACAACAUAUUAUCAAUACGUCUCACUGCAGGUAGCUCAGUGUCAAGGAUAAGGAGUAACAUGGGCGUAGAUAGCCUUAAUAAACGUCAGGAAAAAUUAUUUGAACCUCCUCACUCUUUUUGGACGUUUUAUUGUUAUAUAUUUUCUCUGGUAGAAAUUUAUUGUAAAUAAACAUGUUAAUGAUUAAUUAAUGACCUAAAAAUCAGACCAAAAUGUUUUCUGUGUACAAAAUGUAACACCCCACAGACAAUCUUUAUAAAAUUAACAUUGUUUAGUAAUUUCACAAAUAAAAAUUGAAAAGUUAGUAAAGACAGUAAGAAGAGAACUGAAGUAAAACUUAGCCCUUCACAUAGUGUCAGACACCUAUCAAGCUUCUAGAACUAGACACUGGGAAAAUUACUUGAGAAAACCGGUUUGAUUAUGACGCGAGAAUGAAGUCAUUGUGUAGUAGAAACAUAGUGCAAUAUUUUUAUUAAUUAUCAUCAAGUAGUUAACAGUUUGUUGGCUGAGCAUAUUAAAAGUUAUCUCUUGAGAGGCUGGAAAAGUUUCAGUUCCGUCUGUCUGUCUGCACGAUAAUUAGGAAACAAACUACCAAUAGACUCAUCAUUUUGUAUGUAGCUUUAUUUCUACAUAGGCAAUAUUGAAUUCAAUGAUGUCACUAAAAAGGAUUUGACUGAGUGUUGAUGAAUAUUUUAACAUUUGUCUUAUGGUUAUCAUGAUGGCAAUAAGAAAAUGGCAGAAUAAAUUAAUUUGUAAACAAAUUGAAUGCAAUCACGUGCGAUUUUAACAUAUGCAUAGAGUAAAAAGAUAAAUAAUAGAGUACAAAGUUAAUGUUAAAAGUUUGUGAGAAAAUUUGAUUUCAGCGUAACCUUGGCUUAUAAUACCUUCCUAGCUCAUCAAAACAUUUAUUAUUUGAACACUGCUAUGAAACCCAAUUUAAUGAACAAAAUGGGAGUGUAUCAUGUGGCAAUAUAUAUUGAGAAAGUAUUAAUCUUAGGUUUGAAAUUUUGCUUGAAGCUUCAUUUCUGCAUAGACAAGAAUGAGUUGUAUGAUGGUGGUCCUACCAUUGAAUUUGGCUGAGCGUCAUUGAAGCGUAUCACUCAGUAGGCUGACACAAUUUUUCUUCUCUCUGCCGGGAAAUGUAAAAUAUUUGUUUUCUAUUUGAUUGUUCAGUUCAUUUUAAUUGUUUUCAUUCCAGUAUUAAAAUGUGGAAUAAUAAGAUUUAAGAAAUAUUUUUAUUAACCCUUUCGAUCCCAACGUCCUAUUUUUAGGACGUCCGGAAAAAAAUAUUUUUCGAAUAUAAUAAAUUUCAGUAUAAUUAUAAUUAUUACAUCAGAGUACUCGUAAUGAACCGGCCUACAAAGUUACAGUAACUAUUGAUACUUUUUAUUCGAUGUGUCAACUAUGUUUUAGUUUGAUUUAGAUGGCCGUGGCUGUUUGGCCAUGUUACAUCUUUUUUUCUUUUGAUAUUAUCUUAGCUAUUUAUGAAUAUAUUGCAAUGAAAACUUGGGUUCUACUUCAAUUUUAUGUGCAAUAAUAAAAAAACAUAUUGAUUUUGACCUAGGAAUUUUUCUAGGCUUCUCCUUACCAUUAGAAAUGCAAAAUUUAGGAAUUAUUUUUUUUUGUAAGUAACAAUUUUUUUACAAAAAAUUUUUUUGUGCAUGAUUACAAAAGUUUAGUUUAAACCAUGCAAUACAGUGUACUUUGGGAAGUAAAAACAUAAAAACUACAUGAAUUUUCAUCAAUAAAUGAAAAUUCUAUGCAAUUUUUAGCUAACGUCUACACUAAAAUGUGGCUGGGACUGGUGCAGAUACCUCAGCGCCAAGAGCUGGGAAUCUGGUAGAUCCCCACACAAAAAUCUUGGGGUCGAAAGGGUUAAGUUAUCUACAAAUUACCUUACAUGAUUAUAUAAGUUAUUAAUGGAUCAAUUUUUAACAGGGAAGAUUUAAAAAAGUUUCCCAGAUCCUAUCUUCAUUAGUUUUUUAUUCAGUGCCACUAUUUCCAAUUAACUUAAUAUUCCGAAGUGUCAUUGCUUGUAGCUAAACUGUACAGUCUGUGGUAAUGAGGUAUUACACGGUCAAUGGUUAAGUAUAAGUUUCCAUGGAUUUCUUGUGUUAGCCGUUCCAUUAUUUGUAAGUGAGUGAUUGUGUAAAAGAAACAUAUUGCUAGUCUAACGAAACAUGCUUUCUCAAUGUAUAACAUUAAUCUUAUCUGGGUGAAAUACUUGCAAACCUUUUUACACCAAUGGAAAUUAGUGUUAAAACGCUGUAUUUUAAAUAUGUGACAUUGCUACAUGUAGCUUUAACAUGAAGGUUGUAUUAACGAUUGACCUUCUCAAGACUAUAUGUGUAUAUAUGUAUCAUAUUCAAUCCACAGGAAAGCUUUGGUCGUAAGAGAUCUACAUUCCUUAUUUCCUCAUCAUUUACUUUAGGUAUUUCCUUGGGCGGUCAUUUACGUAUAGGUAUAGAUCUUAUAAUAUUUAUCGUUGUACAUAUCUCAAAUAAAAUAUUCUUUAUCUAGA
Messenger RNA from Homalodisca vitripennis (glassy-winged sharpshooter), 8010 nucleotides. Its product is annotated as ubiquitin carboxyl-terminal hydrolase 3-like. Gene Ontology annotation, cellular component: cytoplasm. The record is from RefSeq and is a predicted model, not a curated record. NCBI's taxonomy places the organism in Eukaryota, Metazoa, Arthropoda, Insecta, Hemiptera, Cicadellidae. Gene Ontology annotation, molecular function: zinc ion binding; cysteine-type deubiquitinase activity. Bases 481 to 2016 code for a protein of 511 amino acids. Gene Ontology annotation, biological process: protein deubiquitination. The transcript is spliced from 11 exons.